AUGUUGAGAACUUCGAAUUUGAGAUCCGUUUCUCAAUUGCUGAAAAGAUCUAUCGCUACUCAAGCAGCUCCCAAAGCCCAAAUUACAGAGCUCUCCAACGGUAUCGUUGUUGCGACUAAACCAAACGCGGCAUCUUUGACCAGUUCGGUCGGUAUUGUGUUUGGGUCUGGGUCCACAGCCGAAAAUCCUUACAACAAUGGUGUCUCGAAUAUUUUGUCGAGUGCUUUCACAAGCUCUGGCAAUUUAGCUGAAGCUGAAAAAUUGGGAUUCUCGCUGGAAUCAGCUGUUGGCAGAGACUAUCAGUCAUACAUCGUUAAUUCGACCCCUGGUAAGGUUGCUAAAUCUUUAGAUUUCUUGCAAUCUAAAAUUUCUGCUCCGUUGUCUGACAAAAGUUUUGAAACUACAAAAAGCAUAGUCUUGAGAAAUGUUGGACAAUUUGAAACGAACGACCAUGCUAUCCGUGUAAUGGAGCAUUUACAUGCAACUGCUUUCCAAAACACUCCAUUGUCUUUGCCAACCAGAGGUACUACGGAAACUUUGGAAACUUUGGUUAAAUCUGAUCUCGAAGCUUUUGCCAAACAACAUUUUUCCUCUGCCAAUGCUGUCGUGGUUGGUUCUGGUAAUUUGGAACAUGACGAAUUGGUCAAAUCUGUUGAAAAACAAAUCUCUUUACAAUCGGGUUCAAAACUUUAUCCAAAAGCGCCAUCAAGCUUUUUAGGUUCGGAAGUGAGAUUGAGAGAUGAUACUUUACCAAAGGCUUGGAUCUCGAUUGCUGUUGAAGGUGAGCCAGUUACUUCGCCGGAUUUCUUUACUGCACAAUUAGCUGCCCAAAUUUUUGGCACCUACAACUCCUUUGAGCCAUCCUCAAGAUUACAAGGUACUAAACUAAUUGAUGAAGUGCAAGAGUAUCAAAUAUGUGAUUCUUUCAACCAUUUCUCCUUAUCGUAUCAGGACGCUGGUUUAUGGGGCUUUUCCACCGUUACUAGUAACAUCACAAGUAUUGAUGACCUUGUACAUUUCACAUUGAAACAAUGGAAUAGGUUAACUACCUCAAUUACUGAAACUGAAGUUUCUCGUGCUAAGGCUUUAUUAAAAUUGAAAUUGGCAUCUGAGGCUACUGAUAAUUCUUCUAUUGCAACACAUUUAGGUGUCGCUACCUUAGCCAAAUUUCCUCAGCUUGAUUACAAUGAAGUAUUUGCAAAGAUCAAUGGUUUGACCGUUAAGGAUGUCAAACAAUGGGCUGGUAAGAGAUUAUGGGAUCAAGAUAUUGCUAUUUCUGGCUCCGGUCAAAUUGAAGGGUUGUUAGACUAUGCCAGAAUUAGAAACGAUAUGUCCAUGAUGAGAUGGUAA
Molecule: messenger RNA, 1350 nt
Organism: Zygotorulaspora mrakii
Lineage: Eukaryota; Fungi; Ascomycota; Saccharomycetes; Saccharomycetales; Saccharomycetaceae
Gene: COR1
Product: ubiquinol--cytochrome-c reductase subunit COR1
Exons: 1
Coding region: 1-1350 (449 amino acids)
Biological process (GO): aerobic respiration
Cellular component (GO): mitochondrion
Molecular function (GO): metal ion binding; metalloendopeptidase activity
Source: RefSeq, a predicted model, not a curated record